Messenger RNA from Paramecium tetraurelia, 4539 nucleotides. RefSeq lists its product as uncharacterized. Gene Ontology annotation, molecular function: calcium ion binding. NCBI's taxonomy places the organism in Eukaryota, Ciliophora, Oligohymenophorea, Peniculida, Parameciidae. The record is from RefSeq and is a predicted model, not a curated record. The transcript has 13 exons.
AUGAAUAGCAUUGAUAGUUAUUAGAGUAAAGCUACAAUUAAUGCAUAAUCGAUUAUUUCUAAGAUAGCCACUCGAAAUGGGCAAGCUGAUCAUAGCUCCUUGAUUGCAGCUUUGGAUGAGGAAACUGUUUCAGCUGCUUGGAAUGCAUUUGGUCUUCAUAUUUCAAGACAAUUGCGUAUGGGUAGAGGAGUGGCAGUCAACAAGUUUGGAACGUUUUCAUUUAGUGCUCCAGACGUAGUUUUGGAUGGAGUAACAAAUCCAGUAGAUAGAGAUAAGUAGCCUCGUUAACCAGUAUUUCUUGUUGCUAAAGAAUUUGUUAAUGGCUUUAAUCUCAAAACUGCCAUAGCCAAUGGCCGAUAAUUAAGACCUUAUAACAUUCAAACAUCUGGUAAAAUUUAACAUGCUAUUGUCAAUUGGGCUGAGAUUGCACUCUAUGCCUCUUAGAAUAAGGAUUCUGCUAAGAUGGCCGUGGAAAGAGUGUUAAAAUCAUUAUCUGAUAUUGUGCGAAACAGAGACAUAGUAGAAGUUGAGAUUCCAUGCGUCGGUACUUUCUUUGUCAAAGCGCGUUGUGCUGCAGUCUAGUUCCUUGAAUCUUUGAUGGAUAGUUGCAAAGAAAUAACCAAAAGACCCUUGUCAGAAAGAAAAUCAAAGGGAGACAUGAGAUUGACUCAAUAAUAUCUGCAAUAAUUAAGUAAAAGUUCACAUCCGGAGGAAAAUAAUUUUAUCAUUGAUGAUAACGCAAAAAAUUAUCUUACUAACUAACUCGGAAUUGAAUUGCCAGAAACAAGACCUAAAACAGCCAAACAUUCCUUAUAUUCAACCAAAAAAGGACCUCUAACGAGUAAAACUAUUGAAGUAAGACCAUCAACACAACAAGCCUCAAGAAUAGGCUUCUCCAGAUCUGUAAAUGACAAAGUCUAUGCACUCGAAAGAUUGAAAUAUUACAUUAGAGAUCAUGCCUUAAAUAUAGAGGAUUCCUUUUUGGAUUUGUGUUAAUAGGCCUUUGGGAAGACCAAUGAGAGAAAGGUUCGCAUGAAUUUCGAUGAUUUCAAAAGAGCUGCCCUAUAAAUUUAAUUGCCACUCAAUGAAAUUCAAAUUAUCACAUUGUUUUAGACACUUGAUGUAAAUAAUGAUGGAUUUAUUGAUAAAUUUGAUUGGCUUAAGGCUGUUGUAGAUAAAAAAACUCAUGUUAAUUACAUCAAGGACGUUGUCUUUAAAUUCUAAAUUCACACUGAUGAUCUAUUACAAAGAAUGAAUUUGAAUAGAGAUCAUCCUCCAAUUAACCUCCAGUAAUUGAAAUCAGCUUUAAUGCAUUUAGACGAAUCGUUAAAUUAGAAUAAAGCACUGAAAGUAGCAAAAGAGAUUUUGGAUGGAAAAGAAACCAUCAGUAUGAAUGACAUUUUAAUCCUAUUCAAUACAGUUGAGGAGGAGGAUAAAUUAUAUGAUCUAUCAUGGUUCAAAGAUACUCUCCAUAAAAUGAGAGAUCACCUAAUAAAUCCUUAGAAAUUGAAAGUCCUGAGACAAUCUUUUGAAUAUUUUGAUGAGCAUUAAGAAGGUAAUUUGGAUACAGCUAAUUUUAAAACUGUAUUGAUGGAGAGUUAAUUGGCAUUGAAUGUUUAAGACAUCAAUAGAUUAGUUCGAUAUCUCCCAAAGAAUAGAGAAUCUUUGAUAAAUUAUUACGAUUUCAUUUAAAUGAUUAUGGAUGUUGAUAAAUAAAUGGAGUAAAAGGAUACAGCAAAAGAUCUUGUUGAUUUUGCUUAAAAAAUCAGUAAGUACCUGACUCAAAGAAAGUUUACAGUCAUUCAAUUUUUAUAGUAAGUAAAGUCUGGAUAUGGUUCUUGUAAUAUUGAAUCUACUUCUCAAUAUCUUGAAAAGAAUCUCUUUUCACAACUACCCCAUGAAGAAUGCUUGGAAUAUUGCAGAGAAAUGGAUGUUGAUGGAAAUGGAGUUGUAAGUGAUGAAGACAUGAAUAUUUUCAUUAAAAGAUAUUCGUAUUUUAACAUAAGAAAAGAUCAAUCUCAAAUUGAAUAAAUUGCUGAAAGCAUGAAAAUCAAACCUUAAUUUGGUGAUACUUUAUCAGCCAUUGAAAAAACGUUUGUCUAAUCCAAAUCUAUUGAUUUAGUGACGAUGGGCCAAAAAAAGAUGUUUUAAUCCUUGGUUGAUGGAAUGAGUCAAACAAAAAGUCUUUUCCCAAUUGAAGAAUUGCCAGAAUCAAAGUUUGAUCAAAUUCUAAAAGACUUACGAAUUAAAUUAACUAGGAAGGGUAUGACUUAUGAUGAACUCUUUACCUUUCUAGACACUGAUCAUAAUGGAUUCUUAUCAAUUAGCGAAUUUUAUAAUAUUGAUAAAAUCAUGACUUUGAGCUAGCCCGCUAAGGAUGGGUUUUUUGCUUUUAUGGAUAAGUAGAAAAUUGGUUUAAUCGAUUUAAAUACCUUUGUAAAGUUUUUGAGCAAGUCUAUAAUAUAGCAGAUGCCAUAAUUGUCAGAAGAUGAUUGGGAUUGGGAAUUGGAGAUCUUAUUUAAAAUAAGAAAUUGGUGUCAAAGGGAGAAUAUUACUAUUGAGGAUGCAUUCAGAACAUUCGAUAAAGAUUUUGAUGGAUAAAUAAAUAAAACUGAUUUAAGGACAUUCUUAAAGGAUAUCUUGAAAAUAGAAGAGAAGGAGAUUACUGAAGCUAAAAUUAACAGAUUAUUCAAAUUGAUGGAUUAAUAUAAAAGAGGAAAAAUAACAUUAAUGGAUUUCAGAAGAUUUGUAGAAGAAGGAUUUUUCUAUGGUAAAAACAAACAAAUAUUUGGAUAAACCACAACUUUAGGAGUAAAAUAAUAACAAGAAUCUAAGUCCUCUUUUGAUUGGAAGAUGAAUGCUAGACAAUAGAUAGGGUUAAUUAUAAGUAGACAUUAUCCAAAUGUGAAGGAGUCUUUUGAUAUUGUGUCAGGAUAUCGUAAGAAAUUGGUAUUCUAGAAGUUUAAGAAGUGGAUAGAUGAAAAAAAUGUUUUGGCAGGAUUUGAUUUAACAGAAAAAUUAGUGUAUGAGAUAUUUUCAGACUUGGAUUCUCAUAAAAAAGGGUAUUUGAUUGAAUCAGAUUGGUUGAAUGCAUUUGCUCAAUAUAAUUGGUAAGAUUAGAUGAUCAAGGAGAUUUAGGACGCCUUAUCAACUUAUUUCUCUAGCAUUUAAAAUGCAAUCCAUUAUUUUUAGAUGGAACACAGUCACAUCAUUACUAAAGAAAGCUUUUAUAAGGCUUUAUAGGCAUUGUUUCCAAAGAGAUUCGUUGAAGGGGAUAUUGAAAUCCUGUGGAAUAGAGUUUAAAAGAAUGGGUCAUUAAGCAAUCAUGCAUUUGCACUUAUUUUUGGAAAAGGAGGAAAAAUCUAUGAACCCACAGAAGGAUAAUAAUAAUAAUAAUUAGCUAUACGCCCAGCAACUUAAGGUGGACUAUCCGAAUUACCUUUGGAUGAGAGAAAUUAAGUGAAUAUCAGCUUGUUAGAUAAGAUUAGAAGGUUCCUAAGAAAUUCAAAUAAAAAUCUUAAUGAAUUAUUCAAGUAGUAUGAUUUAGACAACACUGGAUUCAUAACUAAUCUAGAAUUCAGACAGGUCAUCCGAAGUUUGAAUAUGGGAUUGACCUUUUAAGAUAUUGACAUCUUAUCUGCUAUGUUGGGUACAGAUAGAAAUAGUAUGGUGAAUUGGAAGGAAUUUUCUAAGAAGUUAGAUUUUAGAUAAGCUGAUAAUAAGAUACUUGAGAGAGCUGGCAUUCAUUUAUAAAGAGUCAAUGAUCACAUUUACCAUUAUUUGUUGUCUCCUAAGGAUGCAUUCAGAUAGAUAGAUGCUCAACACACAGGAUUUCUGACCUUCGAUAAAUUUAAGGACAUGAUUGAAAUGCUAUAUAGAUUGGCUACUGAAGAAGUUCCACCAUUUGCUAUAAUAAAAGAUCUAUUUGAAUUCAUUGAUAAAAGAAGAGAUGGACAUAUAGAUUUGACUGAGUGGAUGGAUGCAUUCUCUAAAUUCUCAAAUCCUAAUGAGAAGAAAAGACCGGUGAGUGCUAACGUCAGAAUUAAGAAAGCCUCUUAGAAGUCAUUAAUGGCUUAGACAGAUAAGAAUUGGUUGGCCAAAUCGAAUGGACCUCAUCAUUAAUAAUUUGAAGGAUUAACUGAAGAUGGAUUGAUAAAUGCUUAAAGCAAAUUCAAAACAUUCCUCAGAAAACCACCUGCUAAGUAGAAUGCUCUUCAAUAUGUUGAGAAUGGAAUUUGGGAGAGUUCAAAAGAGUUUGAUAAAACCAUAAAUGCUAUCGGAAAGAAUAGAAAAUACCUUUUGGAAAUCUUUAAACAUUUAACACAAAAUGGACAAAUCCCAUUGACGGAAGAUCUUAUCAAAUAAGAGAUGGAUAGGAUGUUGAGAUCUUAAGGUAUUGUUGUCAGAGAUGAACAGUGGCCUCAACUAAUCUCUUGGUCAAAGAAGAAUGGCCGCAUUGAUUAUAAGUUUUUACUUGAAGUGUACAAAGAUCGCUUAAAUGGGAUGGACACCCAGCCCAGAACGGGGGAUGACGAGUGA